GUUUCAAAAAUAUACAAUAUGGAAAUAAAACUUUAACCAAGAAAUCCAAUAAACACUAUCGAUGUGUCGAUAUUUUCAGUAUUGGCCAGGUGCGCGAUGGGGCAACUAGUGUAAUAGAAAAAAUUGAAAACACUCCCGUCAAUAAUUAAAAAAAAAAAAAAAAUUGAAAACACAGUGUUUCCCUUUCCUUUUUUGUGUUCUUCCUUUGAGCAUUUCACUUUCCGUCUCUCUCCUCAAUUGAACCGUACUCUGAUGUCUAAAUCCUCCAUUGAAGCGACUUCUAAGCUUCCAACCCUCCAUUGAAAUACCUUCCAAGGUAAGAUUUAGCACUACCACUUCUAUGUUAGGAAGGAACAAUGAAAACGGACCUCUUCUCCCUGGGUCAAGGGUCUCCGUCCCUUCUGCCCUGGCUCAGGGACGGAACUUGCCCUCAAAUUGUAGGACAGUCCUAGAAUCUUUGGCACACUUUGACCUCUCAUCGACUUCAUCGUCUUCCUCUUCUCUACAUUCCUUCAACUGCGUCGCCAUUGCUGUUAUCGAUGAUUCUCAGCUUUUAAUUUACUGUGGUACCAAUUCCGGUGAUCUUCUUUUGUUGACCAUAUACCCUAAUUUUGAUCGAUCAUCGUCAUCGGCGACAAUCGAUGAUGAUGGUAAGUUGAAGGUUGUAAGAUGUGUUAGUAUCAGUCAUUCUGGUAUUAAUUCAAUUCAUGUUGUUAAUCAAAUUGGUAGAAUUUUGGUUCUAUCUGAUGGGUUUUUGUAUCUAGUUGAUCUGCAAUUGUUACAGCCUGUGAAAAAGUUAGGGAUUCUGAAGGGUGUUAAUGUUGUUGCUAGAAGGGUUUGUAGUACUGAAUCUGGAAAUUCUAAUUGGAUUAAUGAAGAGGGAGUUAGUAGUAGUGGUAGUAGUGUAGGUGGGAGGCUUAUGAAAAAGUUAGGUGGCGGGGUUAGAUCGAAUGGGGCGAGGGUUAAGGAAUUCAGUUCUAGGGAAGUGGAUAAUGAUGGUGCCUGCCUUUUUGUGGUGGCAAUGGGGAAGAAAGUGGUGUUCAUUGAGCUGAAUUCAGGCAGUAGUAAGCAUGAUCGAGAGGCGGAUGGGCAACGUGGGUUGUUCGUGGUUUUGAAGGAAAUGUCUUGUAUUGAUGGUGUGAAGAGUAUGGCUUGGCUUGAUGAUUCAUUGAUUUUAGGGACUGAUAAUGCUUAUAGUUUGAUGUCCUGUAUUACAGGGCAUGUUGAUUUGAUAUUUUCUCUGCCUGAUACGGCUGCUAUUCCUUGUCUCAAAUUGUUGUCAAAAGAUAAGAAGGUGCUUCUACUAGUUGAUAAUGCGGGCAUUGUAGUGGAUAGUCAUGGACAGCCCGUUGGUGGUACCCUGGUAUUUGUUUGUGUUCCUCGUUCGAUUGCUGAGAUAUCUUCGUAUGUGGUGGUUGCUAGUAAUGGAAAGAUGGAAUUAUAUCAUAAAACAUCAGGAAAUUGUGUUCAAGCUCUUUCUUUCAAGGGUGAUGUUGGAACAAGUAAUUGUUUUGUUUCUGACGAGGAGGAUGUGAAUGGAAGAUUUGUUGUAGUUGCUACAUCAUCUAAGGUGUUUUGUUACCGUAAAAUAUCAUCUGAAGAACAAAUUAAAGAUUUGUUACGGAAGAAGAAUUAUAAGGAAGCGAUCUCCUUAGUGAAGGAGCUUGAGGUUGAUGGUGACCUUUCUAGAGAAAUGGUGUCUUUUGUCCAUGCUCAAGUGGGGUUUCUUUUGCUGUUUGACUUGCGUUUUGAGGAAGCGAUUGAACAUUUCUUAUUGUCAGAAACCAUGGAGCCAUCAGAAAUAUUUCCAUUUGUUAUACGAGACCCUAAUCGAUGGUCUUUGCUGGUUCCCAGGAAUAGGUAUUGGGGUCUGCAUCCACCCCCCGUACAUGUUGAGGAUGUUGUAGAAGAUGGCCUGUUGGCUAUCCAAAGAGCAUCUUUUUUGAAGAAAGCUGGAGUAGAAAGUGCUGUCGACAAUGAGUUUCUUUUGAAUCCACCAACUAGGGCUGAUCUUUUGGAUUCAGCAUUUAGGAAUUUAAUUAGGUAUCUCCUGGUAAUGCGACAUAAAGAUCUUAAUCAGCCAGUGAAGGAAGGAGUUGACACACUUCUAAUGUACCUAUACAGAAUACUUAAUUGCGCUGAAGAUAUGGAGAAACUUGCAUCUUCUGAAAAUAGCUGUGUUGUAGAGGAAUUGGAAUCUUUACUAGAAGAAUCUGGGCAUUUGAGGACCCUAGCUUUUCUAUAUGCGAAUAAAGGAAUGAGCACUAAUGCAUUAGCUAUUUGGCGUGUUUUAGCUAGAAAUUAUCCGCUUGGCGUUCACCAAGAUGUUGCUGAUUCAUACAACGCGAGUGAUUCAAAUUCAAUACCAGCUUUCAGCAAGGAAACUGCAGCCAUUGAAGCGUCUAAAAUACUUGAGGAGUCCGCUGACGUUGAGUCGAUUCUGCAGCAUCUUGGAUGGAUUGCAGAAGUUAAUGAGGAACUUGCCGUUCGCGUUUUAACAUCUCAAAAACGUACCAGCCAACUUCCACCUGAUGAUGUAAUUGCUGCUAUUGAUCCAAGAAAAAUAGAGAUCCUUCAAAGAUAUCUGCAGUGGUUGAUUGAAGAUCAAGACUUUAGUGAUACUCAUUUUCAUACAUUAUAUGCUCUUUCCCUUGCCAAAACUGCUCUUGAAAGUCUGGAAACAGAUGCUACUCAGAAUGCUACUAACAAAAGCAUGAGGCAACCAAAUACAUGUAUACCUGGAAGAAAUUUGUCAUCUGAAAAUCCUGUUAGGGAAAGACUACAAAUCUUUCUUCAUUCUUCCGAUCUGUAUAAUGCAGAAGAAGUUCUUGAGUUAAUUGAAGGCUCAGACUUAUGGCUAGAGAAGGCUAUUUUAUACAGGAAGUUAGGACAGGAAACAUUGGUUCUUCAAAUAUUGGCACUGAAGCUAGAAGAUAGUGAGGCUGCUGAACAAUAUUGUGUAGAACUUGGCAGACCAGAUGCCUACAUGCAGUUGCUUGAUAUGUAUUUAGAUCCACAGAACGGCAAGGAGCCAAUGUUUAACGCUGCAGUUCGUCUUCUUCAUAAUCAUGGAGAAUCACUUGAUCCUCUGCAAGUCCUAGAGAGAUUAUCACCAGAUAUGCCACUCCAGCUUGCAUCAGAAACUAUAUUGAGAAUGCUGAGAGCUCGACUUCAUCAUUAUCAUCAAGGAAAAAUUGUGCAUAGUCUUUCGCGUGCAGUAAAUGUUGAUGCUAGGCUUGCUAGACUUGAAGAGAGAGCACGGAAUGUGCAGCUUAAUGAUGAGAGCUUAUGUGAUUCUUGCCAUGCCCGUCUUGGAACCAAGCUCUUUGCAAUGUACCCUGAUGAUUCUAUCGUCUGUUAUAAGUGUUUCCGUCGCCUUGGGGAAUCUACAUCUGUAGGGCGCCGUAAUUUCAAGAAGGAUGCAUUAAUUAAACCCGGUUGGCUUGUUUCUAGGUAGUGUAUUGAGAGACAUUCUGGAAGCAAAUGGCUGCACAUAGUAGCUCUUGGUUGCUUACUUUGUUUUGGGUCCUUGCUGUUUAGGUUGUUAAUUGAUACUGAUUGUGUUGUGGAUAUAUGAUUAGUCAGUAAAUUCUGAAAUGUAAUCAUAGUGUGUAUUCAAAAUUUGAAUAUCAUAUUCA
Molecule: messenger RNA, 3638 nt
Organism: Chenopodium quinoa (quinoa)
Lineage: Eukaryota; Viridiplantae; Streptophyta; Magnoliopsida; Caryophyllales; Amaranthaceae
Product: transforming growth factor-beta receptor-associated protein 1-like
Exons: 14
Coding region: 341-3457 (1038 amino acids)
Biological process (GO): intracellular protein transport; endosomal vesicle fusion; autophagy
Cellular component (GO): cytoplasm; membrane
Source: RefSeq, a predicted model, not a curated record